AUAACAUAGUGCAAAACACUGAUCAGUCUUGUAUCUGAGUUUGGACAAGUCGGUGCAAAAUGAUUUUUAUAUGCAGUGUUUUUGUUAGUAUUCUGAUACAAUUAAAUUCGGUGGAUGCUGCCUGUCCUCGCGUUGUCACUAAGAAAGAGUGGGAUGGACUGAAUCCUUUACACGUGCAAUACUUACCCCGACCAGUCAGCUUGGUAAUAAUUCAGCACACCGUCACUCCAACAUGCAACACUGAUGCGGCAUGUGAGGAUAUUGUGCGAAAUAUUCAAAGCCAGCUCAUGGAUCAAAAUAACUUUUGGGAUAUAGGAAUGUCUUUCCUGAUUGGUGGUAACGGAAAAAUCUACGAGGGUACCGGCUGGUUACACGUCGGGGCUCAUACUUAUGGAUAUAAUAGUAAAUCUAUCGGAAUAUCGUUCAUUGGAAAUUAUAAUAGUGACGAGCUGAAACCUGAAGCUCUGGAGGCAGCGAAGGCAUUAAUCAAAUGUGGGGUGGAAAAAGGACACUUGGCACCAGAUUAUCAUCUCGUGGGUCACAAGCAACUGAUUGCGACGGAGAGUCCAGGCAGAAAACUUUACAGAGAAAUAAGGACUUGGCCACAUUUCUUAGACGAUGUUUCAUCCAUAAAGAAAGCUUAAACACAUAA
Messenger RNA from Vanessa atalanta (red admiral), 652 nucleotides. It is a transcript of the gene PGRP-S1, whose product is annotated as peptidoglycan recognition protein-like. Lineage: Eukaryota; Metazoa; Arthropoda; Insecta; Lepidoptera; Nymphalidae. The transcript has 4 exons. The coding region runs from base 60 to 644 and encodes 194 amino acids. Gene Ontology annotation, molecular function: N-acetylmuramoyl-L-alanine amidase activity; zinc ion binding; peptidoglycan binding. The record is from RefSeq and is a predicted model, not a curated record. Gene Ontology annotation, biological process: innate immune response; peptidoglycan catabolic process.